AUGCCUGUCUAUGCUCUGGGCUCAAACGGGUCCGGUCAACUAGGGGUUGGCCACGAUGGCGAUCUCUCUGCGCCAUCACUUGUUGCAUUCCAGGACCUUGACGCCUCCAUAACUUCCAUCAAAGCCGGAGGAAACCACACUUUGAUCCUCACUGAAUCUGGCACCAUUUAUGCUACUGGCGAAAAUACUGAUGGAAGAUGCGCGCUUUCCGCAGAAAAAAACUCCGUCUCAUCUUUCGUUCAAUCUAAUUUGCAGAAGAUGAAUCUCAUUGCAGCUACUUGGGACGCUUCCGUCUUUGCAUCUGCUCACGCCAUCUAUGUUUGUGGAAGCGGUAUGAAAGGCGAAUUGGGUCUUGGACAGAGUGUAGUGAAAGCACCCUCUCCACAGCAGAUUCCAGACUUCCCACCUACAGGUACUCAGAUCAUUGACCUUGCGGCUUGCAUGGGCCAUGUUGUAGUAGUCUUGUCAAAUGGUCAGGUUUAUGGCUGGGGCAAUGGUCUCCACGGCCAGUUGGGAAAUCCUCUUGGUGUAGUCUGGAGCCCUCGUAGACUUGAUGACAUACUUUUCCCAGUCUUCCGCGCUGUCUGUGGAAAAGACUUUACCUGUGUUUUCGGCGAACCUGCCGAUGGGAAGCUACAACUACUUGGUGUGGCAAAGCGCGACAGAUUCAACAUAAAGUCAAGCACUCCUCAGACACUUUCAAAUUGGAUUGAUGUACAAGCCACAUGGGGCGGUGUCUACGUUCUGCUACGUGACAAUAAACUUGUUGCUUGGGGCAGGAAUGAUCAUGGACAGCUCCCGCCUACAGAUAUGCCGGUGACUGCUAUGGCAGCUGGUAGUGAGCACAUGCUCGUUCUGACAACUACUGGAAAGGUCCUAGCCUGGGGCUGGGGAGAGCAUGGUAAUUGCGGCUUGCCUACCGAUGAGCAACGCGAUGUCAAAGGUCGCUGGAAUUCUCUCGAAGCAGGAAAAAUCGUCCAACACAUCGGUGCCGGUUGCGCAACGAGCUGGAUCAUUACCACAUGA
Messenger RNA from Aureobasidium namibiae CBS 147.97, 1026 nucleotides. RefSeq names its product RCC1/BLIP-II protein. The record is from RefSeq and is a predicted model, not a curated record. Bases 1 to 1026 code for a protein of 341 amino acids. The transcript has a single exon. NCBI's taxonomy places the organism in Eukaryota, Fungi, Ascomycota, Dothideomycetes, Dothideales, Saccotheciaceae.